UAAUUUUCUAAAAUCCUCAGAUUUGACAAAAUGGAGUACUAUUCCAUAAAGAGAAAGAGAAGACUUAGUAGAGAGCGCUCGCUCAGUAGCGACUCAAAUUCAACAACGAAUUCUAAAAUUGAUGACUCAAUGGGAGUUCCUGAGUCAGACAGGCCAAAUCCCUUCAAAAAAUUUAGGGACAGAGAACUUGGUUUUCGCCCUUUCCUGAAGAGUAAGAAGCGUCUUAAAGUACUUGAUACCAGAGAUGUUAUGAUCAGAAUUCCACAGAGAACUAGACUGACAAAGUCGAAAUUUUUCAUGAAGCUUCAAAAGGACAACGCAAAUAUACAAAAGCUCAAGCAGAUUGCUAGGGAGGAGAUUGCUAAAUACCAAAGAGAAGCUUCUUUUCUGAGAUAUACCAAAUAACAUAUAUUCUUACUUAACAACUGUUUUGUUUAAAUUCAUGCCUAAAAUCCAUUUUCUCGGCCAUUAUUUCAACUUUUUCUGAACGUAG
This is a messenger RNA of Moneuplotes crassus, 493 nucleotides long. NCBI's taxonomy places the organism in Eukaryota, Ciliophora, Spirotrichea, Euplotida, Euplotidae. The record is from the annotation of a GenBank genome assembly.